This is a messenger RNA of Homalodisca vitripennis (glassy-winged sharpshooter), 1033 nucleotides long. RefSeq lists its product as uncharacterized. Lineage: Eukaryota; Metazoa; Arthropoda; Insecta; Hemiptera; Cicadellidae. The record is from RefSeq and is a predicted model, not a curated record. The transcript is spliced from 4 exons. Bases 48 to 911 code for a protein of 287 amino acids.
CUGUCAGUAUAAGCAUUUUUCUGCACCACACAUUUUGUAAGCCUGGGAUGGAAUCAUCUUUAAACAUUACACAAUAUUUACAUUUACAGUAUAACAAUCAGCACCAAUGUUGUUACAGAAUGGAAUCAGGACUGCCUGUUUACAUUUUCCCCGUUAUUGUUCAUGCAGUAAUGUCUGAUUGGGUUGAGUUGCCAAAAUUGAGUUCUACAAAAAAUCAAGAUGGCAGUGGUACUUCAGCCUACAAGAUGCCAAUGGUGACAUUGUCAACCCCGGUUCUAGCUGUGUUUACAGACAGCUAUGAUUCAGUAGCCUCAACAAUUCCUAGUUUGAAUCAUGUAGGAGCCAGCUUUUCAUAUUCUGAGAUGAAAAAUAUAAAAACAAAUAAUAGUGAUAUUAUUUCCAAAACAUUACACACAUCAUCUGAAAACUUUGAAUCUGAAAAUAUUGAAGAUAUAAAUAAGAGUACUAAUGAGUCUGAAAUUAUCGAAGAGGCUUUUAAGAAUGCCAAGAAUGAUUUCGUGAUCCAGCCUACUGCAACCACGGCAGAAAAACUCAAAUAUCUUCAUGGUCUGCAAGACAAGUUGUCCUUCCACAUAAGAAGACUCAGCCAGGGGGUCUGGACAGAUAGGCAAGCUCGGGGGAAGAAACUUAUGGGAUUCGCUUCAAUGGAGGGAGCUUUAAUGACCAUAGCAUUCCUUACAUUUGCAGUAUUUCUGAUAAAAAUUGUUCAUCAAUUUAUCCGAGGGCUGCAAGACACAGAUUUGACAAUGGUUCUGACUCUACCGACAACUGCUGCUCCGGUCCGUCUCUCCCGCCACUCCCGGUCUGAGAGACAGCUUGCGGCAGCCCAGCUGCUGCAGUACAUGGACCAAUUUUCUAUCAAGCACAGAUUGUAUUGUGAUUCUCCAUAAAAUAAAUAAGUUAUACUAAUUUCAAAUCAGUUUGGUAUGAGGAUUACUAUAAUGGAACAACUUCUACUGAACAUUUGUCUUAUAAAAACCAAUGUGUCAAUAAAUAUAUUUUUCUUGGUGAA